Musa acuminata subsp. malaccensis (wild Malaysian banana) is the source of this 1669-nucleotide messenger RNA. Its product is annotated as transcription factor bHLH18. The record is from RefSeq and is a predicted model, not a curated record. NCBI's taxonomy places the organism in Eukaryota, Viridiplantae, Streptophyta, Magnoliopsida, Zingiberales, Musaceae. Gene Ontology annotation, molecular function: protein dimerization activity.
UUGUGGGCAUUAUUUUCCUUGAUCAAGCUUGUAGAAGACUUGUCCCAAUAUAACAUGAGGGAAAACAUGAAAUCAAGAAGACCAGGGAGUGUUCACACAAAGAAGACGACUCUCCGGGAACUCAAGGGAUGAUAGAGCAGUUCUGCUUUCAACUAGGAGAGAAGAAGUUGAUGCCGAACAUGAGUCUUCUUCUUCUUCCUUGAUGUUUUUAGCUAGGGAAGUGGAUCAUAGAAGGACAUGGAGGCACCCUGGAACGACUGGUUUGCACAAAGUGUAAGUGUACGCCAUGCAUCAAAGCUGCUUGGAACUACAUGGGCUUUUAGGGUUUAAUCUCGGAAACAAAAGAUGUCAGACUCUUCUACAGACCUUGUUCUUCGAGAGAAACAUCUUUGUGGUAGUUUUCUAUCUAUGCCUAAUCUGCAGGGAAUCGAUGAGUCUAACCUUCUCCACCGGUGGGAAAUAACAUCAACCCAUGAAGACACACCACCGGUUGCACCGGCGCCCGGGAGAGGCUUCCGGCAGUCCCUCUCUUCCGAGAGCCAAACCUCUCAUCCUGUUCCGGCAGGCCUCGUUGCGGGAUCAAGACUGACUACUCGAGGGAUCAUCAGCUGGAAUUUCCUGGCCAACGAAGACAUGGAUCCCGAUGCCUCAUUCCCAGCACCUCUUCUACAUGUUCCCGGGGUAUCUACGAAGCCAAAGGAAGAGAUGAGGGUUCCGGCUGCUGGUGGCAAGCAUGAAGCUGUUCUUCACCGGGGAGCGACGACUGUCAACGCUCAAGCUCAAGAGCACAUCAUCGCCGAGAGAAACCGGCGGGAGAAGCUCAACCAGAAGUUCAUUGCACUAUCGGCGAUAAUCCCUGGCCUUAAAAAGGCGGACAAGGCUUCUGUUCUUGGAGAUGCAGUGCGAUACGUGAAAGAACUGGAGGCAAGGGUGAAGGCCCUGGAAGACCAGAACGUGAAGAGGACUGUGGAAUCCGUGGUCCUCGUCAAGAAGUCCCAGCCCUCUGCUGCUGAUGCUGAUGCUGAUGAUGAUGGUUCCUCCUCCGAUGAGAACUUUGAUGCACAACCAUCACAGAAGCCUUUUCCUGAGAUCGAAGCCAAGGUUUCCGGGAAGACGGUGCUGAUGAGAAUUCACUGCGAGAACCGCAAAGGGGUUAUCGUGAAGAUCCUAUCCGAGAUCGAGAGCAUCAAUCUCACCAUAAUCAAUACCAAUGUCAUGCCAUUUCUUGGCUCCUCUAUCAACGUAACAGUGACAGCACAGAUAGAAGAGGAAUUCUCAAUGACGGUGAAGGAUCUUGUGAGGAAGCUGGGAUCUGCUUUGAGUUAGCUUGUUCAUGCGUGAAGAAACUAAUGGGCUUAUUAUAUAGACAAUAUUGUAUCUCAGCAGUUUGUAAUGCUCUCCCUUUACACUAUCCCUAUCCAUGGGUGGCUUUGUAUAUAUAUAACAUGAAGAGCUUUAGGCCAUUCCUCCAAGAAUCUCCAUUACUGCUUGCUCUUUGCUGCAAAUCCUACUUCAAUCGAGUCACUCUCCUCAUCCUUUCUCCCAUUUAGCAAAAGAUGACUUUUGUAAGAUUCUUCCACGAGAACUUUGCUGUCUCUACUGGUUGUGUAUGGCAAAUGGUAGUGUUUGGUGCCUGAUUUGAUGGAAUCCAAACCUGUAGGAAUUUGUA